CGCUGGAUUGAGCCGGCGUUUGGUGAUAUAGGUGCUGUUAUCUGGAAGGAAAUGUCCGACUAACAUGUGAUCAAAUAUUAACAGGACUCGGUUUGGCAAGGGGGCGAAUAAUACACGUGACGAGACGCGGGGAAUCGGCAGCACAAUCACAAAGUGGGCACUCAAACAAAAGUAGGCUAUAUAGAUAUUUUCGUGGCCCCCUCUUUUUUUAGUUCCCCCGGCUGCAUGUGUGUGUGAUGCUUUCAGCACGUUGGACAGAGGCACCGGAGUCGUGCGUGGACUAAAAAAACACCGAGUGGACGCCAACUCUCUUCCUCGCUCCUUUUUUUCCUUCCCAGUCCCCCAGUUUGACUUAAAGAAAAAGCCUUGGGAUUGUUUUUGUUUUCAACUUUUGGUAAGCUUAUUCUAAAGGAAGCCUGUGGUGGGAAAUAAAAGUGGGGUUUUUUUUUUCAAAGAGAGAAUAAUACAAAAUAGAAAAAGCAAAGCCAUUAGGAGCUUGUUUAGGUUUUUUUUUUUUUGUAAAAAGCAGUGCCAAAGUUUAAAUGUGAGGUCUGGUGCUGUUUGCGCGCGGCACAUCCUCGGUGCACUAACCUAUAAGCCCCCCCACACUGCGUUAAACUUUUGGACAUGCAAGUCUUGGCCGCGGAGAUCUAACCACGCUGCGUAGUGGUUGUCAGCGCUUGUGAAGUUCCACCAGGUUAGAAGAGUGAUGACCAUCCUGUUCCUUACUAUGGUUAUUUCAUACUUCAGUUGCAUGAGAGCUGCGCCCCUGAGAGACGCCCCGGGCAUGCGGGGCCAUCGGACGGAAGGCUACUUGGGCGCUGCUGCGACGGCCGCACGAGGCCAUGGGACUCCACAGAGUGGUGGUGGGCCAGGCCAGCGUGGGGAACUGCCCUCGCUCACAGACACGUUUGAGCAAGUGAUAGAGGAGCUGCUGGAGGUGGAGGGCGAGGCGGCACAGCUGGGACAGGGGCCUGAUAAGAGCCAGGGAGGUGGGGGCCCGUCCUCUGUGGUCAACGCGGAGAGCAAGGAUGUCGACCUGUACGACUCACGGGUGAUGAUCAGCAACCAAGUGCCUUUGGAGCCGCCCUUGCUCUUUCUCCUGGAGGAAUACAAAAACUAUCUGGAUGCCGCUAAUAUGUCCAUGAGGGUGCGGCGACACUCCGAUCCCUCACGGCGUGGAGAGCUCAGUGUGUGUGACAGUAUUAGCCAGUGGGUGACAGCUGUGGAUAAAAAGACGGCAAUAGACAUGUCUGGGCAGCCAGUUACCGUAAUGGAAAAGGUCCCUGUCCCCAAUGGCCAACUGAAGCAGUACUUUUAUGAGACCAAAUGCAACCCCAUGGGGUACACAAAGGAGGGCUGCAGAGGAAUAGACAAGCGGCAUUAUAAUUCCCAAUGCAGGACAACCCAGUCCUACGUGCGAGCGCUUACCAUGGAUAGCAAAAAGAAGAUUGGCUGGCGGUUUAUAAGGAUAGACACUUCAUGUGUAUGCACAUUGACCAUUAAAAGAGGGAGAUAGUGUAUAAAAUGUAUAGAUUUUAUUGAAGAGUUUAAAAAAGAGAAUAAAGAGAAAAUAUCUAUUUGUAUAUAUACAUAACAGGGUAAAUUAUUCCGUCAAAUGAAAAUUUUAUGGACUGCAUGUAAAAAAAGAUGAAGUUUAUACAGUAAAAGUGAUACUACAGUCUAUUUAUUGAACAUAUUCAUGACCUUGUAAACAAUUAAAAAAAAUCUGAUCAGUCAUUUGCGCCCAGUUUAAAUUACUAUAUCACAUUCCUCAAGACAUUGUGAUUUGUUUACGUUGCCAAGAAUUAGAAAAAAUGAAGGAAAAAAAAAAAACAGGCAAGGAAUGAGAGAGGACGGUUCCAUCUUCAAAAGCUUGCAUGCUGCUUCAAUUGUGAAUCGAGAAAUUCUCCACUAACAAAAAAAAAAAAGGAUAUGAUGCUGACCAAAAAAAACAUUCCGUUUACAUAUUCAGCAGAAAACAACUUUCCUCUCAAGUAAUUUAUCUGUUUACUGUUCUAAACUUCUCAAGGUAAUGUUGAAAUUACAUACUAUGUCAAGGUGCUGUUGUCAAAGCUUUGCUGUUUAUUUUUUUAUCCCCACCA
Messenger RNA from Hippoglossus stenolepis (Pacific halibut), 2105 nucleotides. RefSeq names its product brain-derived neurotrophic factor (gene bdnf). Bases 710 to 1519 code for a protein of 269 amino acids. Gene Ontology annotation, biological process: positive regulation of collateral sprouting; positive regulation of peptidyl-serine phosphorylation; regulation of neuron differentiation. The transcript has 2 exons. The record is from RefSeq and is a predicted model, not a curated record. Gene Ontology annotation, molecular function: nerve growth factor receptor binding; growth factor activity. NCBI's taxonomy places the organism in Eukaryota, Metazoa, Chordata, Actinopteri, Pleuronectiformes, Pleuronectidae.